UAAAACGCCCGCCAUUCUUGUUUGCUGUCAAAAGAGAAGCUUUGCCUAAUGUCGUGAAAUAUUCAUUUACAUUCGUUUUUUAAAGCGUAGUUGUCCAGUUCUCUUAGUUAUUAAUGUUUUAUUAUAUAAAUCAUCAUGUCUAACAUAUCGCUUGAUAAAGAAACAUUUUAUCGGCGCAUGAAAAGGCUGUACGCAGCGUGGAAGGCUGCAGCAGCGGAUUCAAAAAGUGAAGAUGCAUUGGCAAAGGUUGAUUGCUUGGUUUCCUGCGUUGGAGUCGACGAAGAUACACUUUAUAGCAAGUCGACUGCUUUACAGACUUGGCUAUUUGGAUAUGAGCUACCAGACACAAUAACUGUACUCACAGAGCAAAGCAUGUGUUUUCUUGCAAGUAAGAAGAAAAUAGAAUUUCUAAGACAAAUUGAAAAUGGAAAAGAAGAAACAGAUCUACCUCCAGUAAAAUUAUUAAUAAGAGACAGAAAUGACAAAGAUAAGGAAAAUUUUAGUAAACUAGUACAAGAGAUUAAAAAAUCAAAAUCAGGUAAAACUCUCGGAGUAUUUGCCAAAGAUAAUUAUCCUGGUGAAUUUUGUGAAAGCUGGAAAGGAGUCAUGAAGUCGGAAAAGUUUGAGAAUGUUGAUGUAAGUUCAUCCGUUGCCCUUUUGAUGGCGCCAAAGGAAGACCCGGAGGUUAUAACAAUCAAAAAGGCUUGCUUGGUCACUGUGGAUGUCUUUACUAAGUACUUGAAGGAUCAAGUUAUGGAAAUUAUUGAUUCAGAUAAGAAAGUAAAACAUUCUAAAUUAGCGGAAGGUGUUGAAGCGGCAAUAUCAGACAAAAAGUAUGUAACUGGGGUGGAUACUAGCCAAGUGGACAUGUGCUAUCCACCCAUCAUACAGUCUGGUGGCAAUUACAGCUUAAAAUUCAGCGCUGUAUCGGACAAGAAUCACUUGCACUUUGGGGCCAUAGUGUGUUCACUGGGUGCAAGAUACAAAUCAUACUGCUCAAAUAUAGUUCGUACAUUAUUGGUCAAUCCAACUGAUGAAAUACAAAGCAAUUACAACUUUCUCGUCAAUAUGGAAGAAGAGGUGAUGAAAAGUUUAGUGGCUGGGGCUAAACUGUCUUCGGUUUAUGAAGCCGGCUUAGCAUUGGCAAAGAAGGAGAAACCAGAACUUGUUGAUAAUUUGACUAAGACAUUUGGUUUUGCAAUGGGUAUCGAAUUUCGUGAGAGCUCCAUUGUUAUUGGACCCAAAACGUCAAUUGUUGCUAAGAAGGGAAUGGUGUUCAACAUUAAUAUUGGUUUAGCAAACUUGACGAAUAAGAGUGCAUCUGAUAAAGAAGGCAAGACAUAUGCCCUUUUCAUUGGUGACACAGUGCUAGUAAAUGAGGAACAGCCUGCGUCACUAUUAACACAAUCCAAGAAGAAAAUCAAGAAUAUUGGUAUCUUCCUCAAAGACGAUGACGAGGAAGAAGAAGAAGAGAAGGAAAAUAAGACUGAAAUACUCGAAAAUGGAGGAAGGGGCAAAAGAACUGCAGUCAUCGAGUCGAAACUGCGUACGGAACAUUCCUCAGAAGAAAAACGUAAGGAGCAUCAAAGGGAACUGGCAAUAGCGCUCAAUGAAAAGGCAAAGGAACGUUUGGCGAAACAGUCCAGUGGAAAGGAAGGGGAAAAGAUAAGGAAAAGCACUGUUUCAUACAAAAAUAUCGGCCAAAUGCCGAACGUGAGCGAAGUUAAAGAAUUGAAGUUAUAUGUUGAUCGGAAAUACGAAACAGUAAUCCUGCCAAUAUUUGGAGUACCAGUGCCAUUCCAUAUUUCGACAAUAAAAAAUAUCUCCCAAUCAGUGGAAGGCGACUACACUUACUUGAGAAUAAACUUCUUCCACCCCGGUGCCACUAUGGGCAGGAAUGAGGGGGGAAACUAUGCUCAACCUGAUGCUACUUUUGUUAAAGAAGUAACAUACCGAAGUACAAACACAAAAGAACCAGGCGAAAUUUCGCCGCCAUCUGCAAAUCUCAACACAGGUUUCCGUCUAAUUAAGGAGGUUCAAAAGAAGUUCAAAACGCGUGAAGCAGAAGAGAGGGAAAAGGAAGAUUUAGUUAAACAAGACACUUUAGUCCUCUCUCAGAGUAAAGGCAACCCGAAACUUAAAGAUCUGUACAUAAGGCCCAAUAUAGUUACUAAGAGAAUGAGUGGCUCACUCGAGGCACAUUCAAACGGCUUCAGAUUCACGUCAGUAAGAGGAGACAAAGUGGAUAUACUGUAUAAUAAUAUUAAAAACGCAUUCUUCCAACCCUGUGAUGGUGAAAUGAUUAUAUUGUUGCACUUCCAUUUAAAACACGCUAUAAUGUUUGGUAAAAAGAAGCACGUGGACGUCCAAUUCUACACAGAAGUGGGUGAAAUCACAACGGAUCUCGGCAAACACCAACACAUGCACGACCGAGACGAUCUCGCGGCUGAACAGAGUGAACGGGAGUUGAGACACAAGCUGAAGGUCGCGUUCAAGAGCUUUUGUGAGAGGGUGGAGAACAUGACCAAGCAGGAGGUGGAGUUUGAUACGCCUUUCAGAGAGCUAGGAUUCCCUGGAGCGCCCUUCCGCAGCACAGUACUCCUCCAGCCAACCUCUGGAGCCCUAGUGAACCUCACAGAAUGGCCACCAUUUGUAAUAGCCCUAGAAGAUGUUGAACUGGUCCACUUUGAAAGAGUACAAUUCCACCUAAAGAACUUUGAUAUGGUGUUCGUGUUUAAGGAUUACGCUAAGAAGGUCGCCAUGGUUAACGCCGUGCCUAUGAACAUGCUGGACCAUGUUAAGGAGUGGCUUAACUCAUGCGACAUACGAUACUCAGAAGGUAUACAGUCUCUCAACUGGACAAAAGUUAUGAAAACAAUCACAGAUGAUAUAGAAGGAUUCUUCGACAAUGGCGGAUGGUCUUUCCUUGAUCCUGAAUCAGACGCUGAGAAUGAGCAACAUGACGAAGAAUCAGAAGAAGAAGAUGACGCGUACGAGCCGACAGACGCAGAAUCGGAAGAAGAAUCUGAAGACGACUCGGAGUAUGACUCUGAGGCGUCUGAUGCCUCUGAGGGAUCGGGUGAUAGUGACGAAGAAGACGAAGAAUCCGGCAAGGACUGGUCAGAUCUCGAGCGGGAAGCUGCGGAGGAGGACAAAAAGGAGCGCACCUUCGAUAGAGGAGAGGACUUCGAUCGCAAACGAAAGGGCGGUAGGGAUAGACCGCGGUUCGAGGACUCUAAGAAGAGCAAACACGACAAACAUGAUAAACACGACAAGAGCGAUAAGCACCAUAAAAGCUCCAGCUCGCACAAGAGUUCCAGUUCGAAUCACAAGAGCAGUUCCAAUCAUAAGAGUCCGUCGAAGCAUAGUAGUAGCAGUCCAUCAAAGAACCGCGACAAGCACCACAAGUCGUCGCACUCGAGCGACCGCAAGUCGCACCACGAGCGGCGCUCCAACGGCGACAAGAAGCACGACCACAAGUCGCACAAGCGCUCGCGUGACGACAGCCGCGACCACGACCGCACGCCCAAGAAGUCCAAGAAAUAAGAAGAUGUCUGAAGAGUGUUACUUAUUAUGUUUGAUCAAUGGGUUUUUGUUACUGCACAGAACUCCUUUCGUGUUUCGUUAAACAUUACUUGUCACCCACUGUCCGUCUGUUAGAUGUUCAAAUCAUUGUCUGAUUGUUUUGUAUGUAUGUAGAUUAAUUUUAAUUCCAUGUCUAACUGUAAUUUAAAUUAUAAACACAAAUGAAUAAAUUUAAGGAUUUAUUAAA
Messenger RNA from Colias croceus (clouded yellow), 3772 nucleotides. RefSeq names its product FACT complex subunit spt16 (gene dre4). Gene Ontology annotation, molecular function: nucleosome binding. The coding region runs from base 136 to 3546 and encodes 1136 amino acids. The record is from RefSeq and is a predicted model, not a curated record. Gene Ontology annotation, cellular component: FACT complex. The transcript has 18 exons. Gene Ontology annotation, biological process: positive regulation of transcription elongation by RNA polymerase II; transcription elongation by RNA polymerase II. Lineage: Eukaryota; Metazoa; Arthropoda; Insecta; Lepidoptera; Pieridae.